This is a messenger RNA of Archocentrus centrarchus (flier cichlid), 2797 nucleotides long. RefSeq names its product ankyrin repeat and sterile alpha motif domain containing 4B (gene anks4b). Gene Ontology annotation, biological process: brush border assembly. The record is from RefSeq and is a predicted model, not a curated record. Gene Ontology annotation, molecular function: protein binding. Bases 110 to 1381 code for a protein of 423 amino acids. The transcript has 2 exons. NCBI's taxonomy places the organism in Eukaryota, Metazoa, Chordata, Actinopteri, Cichliformes, Cichlidae.
CAUCACUUUGUUUGCUCGGGUCUGCAGUCGCUUCUGCUCAUCUGACAUCCUGACAUUAGCGGGGGGACGAAAAGAAACCAAGAAGCAGAUUUUUUUCUUCUUCUCAGAGAUGUCUCGGUACCACAAAGCAGCGAUUGAUGGAUACUUGGACCUCUUGAAGGAGGCCACAGUGAAGGACCUGAAUACUCCGGAUGAGGAUGGCAUGACUCCCACCAUACUGGCUGCUUUUCACGGACACAUCGACGCUCUUCAGCUCAUAUGCAGCAGAAAAGGAGAUCCCAACAGGAGUGACAUCUGGGGAAACACACCCUUGCACCAUGCAGCAGCUAACGGCCACAUGCACAUCAUCAGCUUUCUGGUCAACUUCGGUGCAAACCUUUUUGCUCUGGACAAUGAAUUCCACACUGCAAUGGAUGUUGCUGCCUCUCGAGACCACAUGGACUGUGUGCGCUUCCUUGAUGCCGCUGCUGCAAAGCAGACCAACCAAAAUCCAAAAAAGGUCGCCAAUCUGAAGAAGGAGGCCACCAAAGAGGCAGAGAAACGUGUGAAACUCUGCGAGAAGGUGAAGAAGAGACACCAGAACAAGAUGGAUAAAAUGCAACGUGGCAGCAUCAAGUCUGUUUCAGAGGCAAGCAAUCAAACAAUGUCAAAUGAUGAUAGCAGUCCGGGUGUCAAUGAGCAGUACUCCAAGCUCAUCUCUGACAACAAAACUGGCUCGAUUAAAGGCACACUCCUGAAGAAGUUUGGGAAGAAAGACAAGGGCACAUUGCAGAAGCAAGGAGGAAAUGGGAACGUUAUCUUCCUCAAACCGGAGAGCGGAUCAUUUGAGAAACCAGAGUUUGUGGACGUCUUCAACGAACAGGAUGAGAACAUGUUAGAUGAAGAUGAAACUGGAGACUUCAGAGACGAUGAUGACGGUGAAGGCCAAGUCCAACAAUCCAUCUUCAACCGGCCCGGCCUUGGAGGUCUGAUUUUCAGGAAGAAGAUGGGGCUGGAGUCUGAGGACAUCCCCAGUGGUACCAAUGAGAAUCUUGGUUACCUCAUUCAGAACGAGCUGUUUGAGGCAGAUGAAGACGCGUCUGGCUUGGAGACUAGAGACGAUGUGCUGCCGUGGGAACAGGAAGAUCUGGGACUGGAUGAUGAUGACGAAGAAGAGGAAACCUCUCCGCUGGAUGUGUUCCUGUCCUCUAUCUCCUUGCCAGAAUUUACCCCAGCAUUCAACAGAGAGCACCUUGACUUGGAGGCACUCAUGCUUUGCUCUGAUGAAGACCUCAAAGGGAUUCGCAUCCAGCUUGGACCCAGGAAGAAGAUCCUGGAAGCUGUUGCUCGCAGAAGAAAUGCACUGGAGACUCCGGGCAUCAUGAAGGACAGAUCCUUGUGAUCUGAAGUUAUUUAAACUCCUGGUGGAAAUUUAAAAGAAGUUAUUUGUAAGUUUGAUUUCUGUGUAAAAUAAUGAUGAUUUAGCAAGCUACAAUCCCCAUAAAAAUGCCAACAUUUGAAACUGAUCAAACUUUUUAAAAAAUAUUAUGACAUUAUGUUUUGUUUAUAUCUGUUAUUUCUGGUUAAAAGUGGCAAGGCAGCAUCAACAAACAGAGAGAAAAAGAGAGAAGAAAAUGAUAAUUAUGGGAAAUAAUAACGAAUAAAAGAAAUAUGUAGAAAAAACGAGAUGUGUUGGUACAGACCUGCUGAUUGAUUUUCUCCACAAAUAUGGUGACACAUGGCUGAUUUGUUUGUGCAGCUGCAUGCAUGAAGCAGACGGGCUGCAGCAGCAGAAGACCACACUGGGUGCCACUCCUGUCAGCUAAGAAAAGGAAAUUGACACUACAGUUUGUACAGGCUCACCACAUUUGGACAAUAAGAGUUUAAAAUGUUGCCUGGUCUGAUGAGUCUCAGUUUUUUCUGCAGCAUUCAGAUGGUAGGGUCACAAAAAGUGCAUAAAAACAGGAAAGCAUGGAUCCAUCCUGCCUUGUGUCAGUGGCUCAUGCUGUUGAUGAUGGUGGUGUAAUGGUACGGGGAACACUUUUGGCCCUUUAGUAUCAACUGAGCAUCAUUUAAACACCACAGCCUACCUGAGUAUCAUUGCUGCCCGUGUCCAUCCUUAUGUGACUGCAGGGCAGCCAUCUUCUGAUGGCUGCUUCCAGCAGGAUAAUGCUCCUUGUCACAAAGCUCAAAUCAUCUCAAACUGGUUUCUUGAACAUAACAGUGAGGUCGCUGUACUUCAAUGGCGUCCACACUCACCAGAUCUCAGUCCAAUAGAGCACUUUUGGGAUGCGGUGGAACAGGAGAUUCACAUCAUGGAUGUGUGGCUGACAAAUCUGCAGCAGUCCUCUGAGAAAUGUUUACAGCACCUUGUUGAAUCUGUGCCACGAAGACUUAAAGCAGUUUGGAAGGCCACAGCGGGUCCAACUUUUUUCUAGCACGGUGCACCUAAUGAAGUGACUUUAUUACUUUUAACAUGGAAGAAAGAAAAGCUACUUUCAGCUGCUCCUUUGUUCACAAGAGGUCACCAUCAUGUUUGAUUCGGCAGAUUUUUGUCCUGACGCCCUUCCUGAUGCAACCUAAAAAGGAAAGACUUAAAAUAGCUAUGGUUGAUUUUAAUUGAUAAAUUUGCCAUAGAUUUAACAAAAACAAUGAAAGAGACUUAAUGUGAUGCUUAAAUACAUGUUCUGUAAUCUCUGUGCUUUUAGACGCCUUUGUGUGUUUUAAACACAUCCUUUUCAUCAAAAAUAUACAUAUCCAUUAAAUUGUUUCUGUUAAAACUGUGUAAUCCAAAUGGAUGAUAAAAAAUGAUAAAUAA